AUGGUCAUAUCGCACUCUCUAUCCACGCUUCUAGCGGGCUUAGGCUGCCUCGACUUCGAGGAUACUCUUGACGGACUGUAUAGGCCUCCAGAUUUCGACAAUGUUGAGCCCAGCACUGGCUACCAACUCACGCCAUCUUCCUCGGACCGCUCAGCCGCCGCAAGACAUGCCAUCAUGCCUUUCCUCACAGCAGGUGCCAAGGUCUGCAAGAUCUUCUUGGCCGUCUCAGCUGGUUAG
This is a messenger RNA of Podospora pseudopauciseta, 237 nucleotides long. RefSeq lists its product as uncharacterized. The transcript has 2 exons. The record is from RefSeq and is a predicted model, not a curated record. Lineage: Eukaryota; Fungi; Ascomycota; Sordariomycetes; Sordariales; Podosporaceae. Bases 1 to 237 code for a protein of 78 amino acids.